AUGUCGGACCUGGACAACUUGGUCGGACAGCCUAUAAACAGGGACACCUCCUUCAAUUGGUAUGCUACUUCACCCAUGACAUGGUUCAUUGAAAUUGCGACUUGCGCUUGUUUGGCGCUGUUCUUUCUUUUCUACUUCAAUCGCCUCAUUGCGACACUUGUCUCCUACGGGCUACGAGCGUGGACAUGGCACAAGUACCGAGUCUGGAUUGAUAUACAGGCGUUGCAGCUGUCCUUUCUUGCCGGCCGAAUCUUUUUCAAGGGCAUACGAUACCAUGGAGAAAACGAAACGAUACUGAUCCAGAAUGGGUACGUCACCUGGAGGUACUGGCAACGAACCGCUCGUCAAGUUGAUUUGACGGGCUCGGAUCAUGGUGAUGAUGACCUACUGAAAGAGAAGGAAGCCUGCGAUUCAGAUGAUUCAGAAAAGUCGGAGCCACUGGCAGACCAAGAACUGGGCCGGUCACAAAAAGCUGAUACUGCCGACGCUCGAAUUGCAAUAAAUGUCACAGGGUUAGAAUGGUUUGUCUACAACAGAACGCCAGUAUAUGAGGCCAUUGUGAAUGACACCACCGCUUCCGGUUCGUACGAUCUAGAUGAGAAAUGCCAUGUAAAUGGCCACUGGCAAGGGGCGUUCCAUGCGAAGAUUCGACGUCGUAAGCAUGCUAAAGGACGGCAAUCCGAGGUCGGUCUUGACAGCGACUCAUCUACAGGACCGCCGACGGAGAAAACAGAUGGUAUUGUCACUCGUGAUGAACUGAAUGUACCUCUUAGUCACAUCAACACCGAUAUCACUGUGGACACGGAUGCUGACCUCCCAGCAACCCAAGUAUCCUCCUUCUAUCCGUUUUUGCUACGAUUUUUGCCAGUUAAAGUGGAAGUGUCAAAAGGUGCUAUUACCCUUGGGAAUGCGACCACGAGAGCAAUUGUUGUCUCUACGUUUACAACUGCACGAGGUCAUAUUGAUGCCGCUGCCGCCGGGCCUUUCGAUAUCUUCCGCCAAGUUUUCGAUUUUUCCAUUGAGCAGCCAAAGGUCGAAAUGAGACCCAAUCCAGACUUCCGCGCGUCGCAGCUUACAACAGCUGAGAGGAUCAUCUCAGCAGCUGAAUCAGAAGCUGGUCGUCGAAGGUGGUGGCAACUCGAUCUCGGCAUCCGUCGUCGACUUGCCAGGGCCAUGCGCCGCGUAAGACAUCUUCUUCCAGGUCUCCGAAGCUCGCGGGGAUCUCUCCGAACCAACACGUCGAUCGACAACGAGAAGAAUAAGCACUACAUCUAUGAGGCAUUUCCCGAGCAAGAUAGAUCAUGGCAUGGUCUUGGCCGGUAUAUGGACGAGGAUGAAAGAGAUGACCACGAGGGUUGGGCCCAUGUUGAUUACGCUCGGUUUUCUCAAAUUUUGGAAUCACCAAACGUCCAUCUGAACUUCUACUGGGAUAUUCCAGGCCAGGUUACUGCCGAACAUGUAGCCUCUUCGAGGGAGGCGCAUUUUCAAGAUAUCAAUUUGUCUACGCCACCUGCCUACGGUCUCGACUUAACUGUCCAGGGAGGAACCGUCAACUACGGCCCAUGGGCCGAUCGCCUGCGACUCGAGCUCCAAUCAGCUUUCUUUCCAAACCCGUACCGAUCUCCUGUCCCAUCAUCUGCACUGAAGGUUGGGAAUACUCGUCAGAAUACAGUGAUGACCAUUCGUGUCGAUCUUGAAGAUGAGGUCAGCCUUCGCGUGCCAACCAGAGAACGUUCAAAAGAUUGGCAGUGGAGGGGACGAGCCCAUGCCGUGAGAGAAGCCGCCGCUAUCCGCAAGCAGCGGGAGAGACGACACUUCCGCUUUCGCCGACCCCAGAAAUCGAAGCUGGGGCCUGAGCUAAGGCCAUUUGGCUGGUUGACCGUCUCUGCAGGGAAAGAUUCAACGGUCCGGUACGACAUGGAUAUGAUCCCAAAUGCGCAAGGCUAUCGAAAUCAAUUGCGACUCGAUCUCAAGGAUACGAAAGCGACUUCCAGUGUCAACCAUGCACUGCUAUGGCGCUGUCGAUCUCAGAAAGUCUCUUGUGACCUUUCCAAUCCGCUUGUGUGGAAUAGCCUGCAUACAUGGGUUUUUAAUAUUGAGAAUAACGCCAUGGAAAUGUUCUUGUUGCGGGAUCAUAUGUUCCUGCUUACGGACAUAAUCAGUGACUUCACGGAUGGCCAGAAACCAGACUACAUGACGUUUGUCCCUUACCUGUACCAGUUACAUCUUCAAUUUCCAGAUUUGAAACUCUAUCUGAACGCGAAUGAUUACAACAUCAUUGACAAUCCGUGCGACUUGGAUGAAAACUCAUUCUUGGUUCUCGGUUUUCAACUCCUCGAUGGACACGUGGAUAUCCCAAUGCAGUACUUUUCACCCCGUCAAAGCAGUGUGAAAUUCCUUGCUGAAGGUCACAACGCUUUCCUCGAUCUCAGUACUCCUGUUUGGCAUACCCUACAUACCCUAGCUGAGGACAAGACCAUGGCGACCCUAAAGCGCCUCGACCUUGAUGGCUCCUAUAAUUACUAUCCCCAAAUAUCGCCAAAAUUGACGGACUCUCUCUUCAUGACAAUAACUGGAUCCAGUCCAAAGUUUUACCUCCAUGGAUACUUGAUCCGAUAUUUUAUGAAUGUGAAAGAGAAUUACUUUGGUGAAGACCUGCACUUCAGAACGCUGGAAGAGUAUCAAGACAUACUUGCGGGAAAUGCAGUCCGGACCCCCCGUCCAGCAACGAAGAAGGAAAACGACCUCGACGUUAUUUUGACCGUCAGGGCCGACAACUCUUCGAUUCUUCUUCCCGCAAACAUUUACUCUCGAAGGGAGAAUGUUCGUGCCGACGUCCUUUUAGUUGAAGCAGACAUGCGAUUCACAAAUUACUAUAUGGAUUUGCAGGUCAAUUCAAGUCCACUAGAAGCGUCACUGGAAACAAUUCGCAAAGUUGAAUCUGGGCCGUCAGAGGACAUCACUAAUUGCCAAUUGUUUAUUGACGGUGCUCACAUCUAUGGCCACCGACUUUUCGGGGCGCCCCCCACAGAACCAGCUUACGUUUGCAACUGGGAUAUCGAUGUUGGAGAGACAACAGGCGAAGUCGAUGCGAAAUUUGUCCAAGUUCUCAUCAAUGCCAUAUCGAGUUUCAUCUAUACGCUGGACGAUUAUGACAAUGCGUUACCCAAAUUGUUCACAACGAAAGUUCACGAUGUUACCUUUUUGAGAGCUGCCGUCGCUGGGCUGCGAAUCUGGCUCGUUGGUGGCGGUGCUGCAUUCCUACUAGAGUCCGACGGAGCAGAUAUCUCUCUGUCCGACUGGGCAAAUGCGAAUUUCGCGCAAAGAGUCCAAGCCAAUAUUCCCCGUGUGCUCCUAGCGGCUGUGGACCAUGCGAGUGCUAUACGACAUCACGGUAGAGAAUCGAAAGCCGUCGAGACCAUUGCCUGCUUCGAAACUGCCCUUCGGAUUGGCUCUCUUGACAAGAGUGACAACCUAAGCCAAACCCGUGCUCUGCAACAACAGCAUGUAAAAUACCAUGACCAACGCAGUCACAGAGCGCAAUGGAUUUUAGGUGCUCAAAGGAACUAUCCACCAAACCACAAGAUUCCUGAAUGGGCUCGCGACCCACCUGCAACGCCGCUCCCGAUGAUGCCGGAACCAGUGGUUGAAACCGAGGCCCCGGACAUAUCAGCAAUAAAUGAUCAAGUCCAUCGAACACAGGCCAUGAACCGCAAACCCUCAUUCCUCUCCACUGCGUCCUCUCUCCAUAAUUACCCUGCUGGUAGCACCACACUCGCGAACAGAUCAGGCCGGGAUCCUAAGCCAAGCCUCUCCCAAACACUUGAUCCCCAGCACCCUUCAACAAUGCUCCAAGGAGACUCCCAAGAGCAAAUUGCCGAAUCUGUCAAGAAUUCUCCGUUCCGAGAAGAUGUUCAUCCAGCGUUGCCUUUUGCUGGGCCCUGGUUGCCACCAUAUUUCACGUUGCGAGAUGUGAAGCCGGAUAAAAAGAACAUGCCCAAAGUAUCGAGAUCAGAACUUACGAAAGCAGCGUCGUUGAUGGCAACCUUUAAUAACGAGGAUCUUCCCAAAUCAGAUGAGUUUGAAGGCGUACCCCACAAUGGUGUCGUCCUCCUGAUUGACAAAGGGCUGACAGGGUUUUGUUCCCCAGCCCUUUUCCUUUGUAUUGGAGGACUGAUACAGGAAUUGAACAAUGGCCAUGCGAUCAACCAUUUGGACAAGAUACAAGUCACACUGAUGGAGAAGAUACUAGAAAGCCAGAGUCAUGACGACAAGGGCCAUGUUGUGGACUUCGCCGUCCAUGUACCAUUUGCGCAUGUAAGACUGCUCAACUCCUUGCAAAACGCCGCACAAGCAACUUCUUGCUCGGAUGACCAGUAUGAUGUGAAACUUCUCGGCACCCAGGCUAUGUAUCGCUCGCUUCAUCCACACCUUGACUUUAGACAAUCAGGCACCUCGGUACCUAGUCAGUCUGCUUAUGCAUCCAUUGAAAAACUUACAGUCUCGGCUAGAGACGAUCUAUUUGCGGAUAGACCGGCGACACAGGCCGAAGUUUCGUUGUCAAAUUUUGGAUUUUGGCUCUAUCUGAAAGAGCAAAUCGACUUCAAGUGCCAGUUGAGCAAUUUUGGUGUUUUCCUUUGGGCCGAACAACUUACGAGUAUGGCGGGGCUCAUACAGAGGACUGUCUCCAUGAUCGACCGGAUCGCUGAGGCUUUCAUUGGGCUGGACCAGAGUCGCAUGUCAAGACACCUAAUCUUUCAUCUCACUCAAGCAGGCUCUUCAAUUUCUGAACCAAUCUUUCUGACCAAACCCUCUUACGUCCUUCGAAGCGCAGACAAGCAUGUACGUCUAACAGACUCAUGGAAGAUUAUGUCUCGUCUCAGAUAUAUCUUUGCCACUCUAGAAAAGGAAAAGGGUCCCAAGUCGAUGAGCAGCUGUGAUUGUCAAGAUCUAGAAUUGAAGGGACCUGCUCUGCAGAGAGUCCUGACCUCAUUUGAGCAAUGGCGAGGUUGGGACUACCGAAGGGAUACCGUCCCAAUUAUGAGCACACUGUUCGAAAAUCAGCGUCCUGAAACAGCACUCAAGCACCCUGGCGGCCUUGCUGCUCAGGGCGAAAUCAUCAUCGGCAAAAUUGAGGUUAUCCUUGAUCCUGGCCCACGGCAGAGCGACUUCACAGUGUUGGGUUUGGACUUUAAUGUUGUUGUAAGCCCUGUGACAGCAUUACCCGGUCUCGAGGAGCGCAGCGAAAAGGUCAUUCUUCAAGCUUAUCUUGCCGAUGCCUCCCUUCAUCUCAACUGGGCCCUAGUGGAGCUGGCUCGUCAGAUCAUUGACUUAGGCAGCCCACUUGCGGUGUUGCCGACCAGAGUAAGUUCGAGCAGCAAAGACGGUCCUGAUAGAAGCCAUACGAGAAGACAGUUCACCGUGGUGGUAGGGUCCGAUGUGGCAGCAAUUUAUCUCACAACUCUGAACCUCAAGCUAAAGUGGGCAUCCGAAGGCUUUCGAAGUGCGGUCUCUUUUGAUUCUGGUGGGGAACUUCCAUCGGUGCACUCAUGGACCAUUGCGGCAAAUUCUGCCUUGACCAAAUUCAGAGCGCAUUCUCAUACUCUGAUGACCUGGAAAUUGCGUGCGCCGAAGAUGUAUGGUUCAGUGUGGCCCAGGCAAUCGACCGACUCUCAGGAAUCUAUACUGGUUGUUCAAGUUUGUGCAGCAUCGCGCAGGUAUCGCUUCCAGCUGAAAGAAGACGUCUCCAAGUUACUUGGUGUGAUAGACCGAGUCGUCCUUGAUGAAGCCGCUGCAGUCUAUGACCUACUUGAAAUGACAUCGAAAACGUCGAAUUCGGAGCUUAAGAAGACGUCACGACCCCUUGCUGCUUCCAUGGAGCUACGUACCGCCCUCUUCCUAGACGACUACCGAUUAACAUUUGCAAUCGUGCCUACUUUGCGCUAUACUAUUGCUGGUCACGUGGCCAGAACCUCCAUUCUGCCCCGGAAGCAUGGCAGCCUUGAAUUCAAUUUUGAUAUCAAAGAGCAUGAACACCUGUUUGAAGGACCAGAUGACGAUAGUAAGAGCAAGUCGUCAAUUUUGAAGAUGCCGCCCAUAAAUGGUCGAGUGUCUAUCGCGCAGACUAGUAGCAUCAUGUCGAUAGGAGCGCGAGUUACGAUUGAACAGAUCAACUUGGAAACAAGUGGCAUCCGAGCCUGUUUUGAAGCGCUAAAUCAGCCUGGUGUGAUCCAGCAGCUUUUGAAUACCAGGCGAGCUGUGCAAGACGUGCAGAACUCUGUGAAACACGUCACUGAUGGCAGGUCCAAACUCCAGAGAGCAGCCUCUACUGAAACAACCUUAUUACUCCGCUACGCGGUACAUGGAACCCUCGCAGGCAUCAAGGUGCAUAUGAGUGCUCCAACAGUUCGUGAAAACCAGACCUACCGAGCCGAUAUGGAGCUAAAGCUUGAAGCCACUACAUUGUUCGUUCACAAUCACACCAACCACCCUGACACUAUACAUGAACAGCCACAAUUCAUUAUGAACUCUCAGGGCGUAGGAAUAGGCAUCUAUCGAGCCACCGACCACGCCAAGAGCAAUGUUGGGAAGUGUACAGUGGGUAUCAAAGCGUCCGGGAAAACAGAACCAGCUGGCAAGAUAGGUAAAGUCCACGUGUACAGGGCUUGGAGUGAUGGCAUCGCUAUCGAACUCUAUGAAGAUACUGCUACAUUGGCAGUCGACAUUGCGGGGUUUAUUCACGAUAGAAUCAAGUCAAUUCAGCUUGCCGAGAGUCCAGAGAGCAUUCAACGACUACGGAAGAUGACGACAGCCGGGAUUACUGAUCGCCUGAAACCCAAGGAACAAAUCGAAGCAGCUUUAGAAGCUGUGUCAACCAACGAGUCCUUGUCCUCUACUCUAUACGAUUCGACUUACGCCGUGAACCUCGACAACAUCCAGGUCAGAUGGAACUUGACCAGAAGUUCCUUCCUCUCCCCAACGCGAGAGCUACAAGAUCUUGUCUUCUCCAUUCGCAAAGUUGAUUUACAGACACGACAAGAAGGAACAGCUCGGCUGUCGAUCUUGGACACACAGUUGCAAAUUGUUCCACAAUCCCAGUCCUCGCAACCGACACUACGUACCGCCAACUCGGCUCUCCUACCAGAAGUCGUUUUCGGUAGUGCAUAUCUAUCCACCAAGCAGGACCGACGGUUUGCGUUCCAAGCCAAAGGCAAAGCGGUGGACAUCCGCCUGGCAACUGACUUUGUAGUACCUGCACAUGCUCUCCAGAAGUCACUAGCUCAUGCGAGUAAAGAGCUUCGCAACUCAAAGACACUAUAUGAGACCAGCCUCCAGACUGCGCAAUCUGGGAAGAUCGAAACUUCAAGUGGGAAACAUCUAGCUUCUCUCCUGGUAGACGCGGACUUCGCUGGUGCUGUUGUACAUAUCAGCCCCUGGGCCGAGGUCCGACAUCGAGAUUCGGCCUUUAGUUUCCUCAAGGGGGGUAAACGGUCUCGAGCAGGUCGAUAUGGACAGGCUGUUCAGGGAGAAAACGCCUCCUCGGCACGAUUGCAGUCGCCUGGGGUCGCACUCAAGGUUGAGUACAAGGACAACGGCUCUGGUGACCCCUACCUCAGUACAGAAGUCAAGGUGGCGGCCUCCACAAACACUCUCUACCCUACAGUUGUGCCUCUAAUCCUAGAAAUUUCAUCCAGCAUCAAAGAGAUAAUGGACGAGAGCAAUAAUGACGGUUCCGGCACAAAGCCUGGUGAUAUCAGCACUCGUCUGUCGGAAGAGACUAUCAACAACGCCAAUCCGACCGCGAUUUUAGGUCGAUGCAAACUGAAUGCGGGCCUGUAUAUUCAACGACAAGAGUUCAGUCUCAGUUGCCAGCCAAUAGCCCGAGUUGCGGCCACUACGAGGUUCGCAGACAUCUUCAUCAGAAUAAACACAGUGUCAACACCUGAUCAAGGACGAUUUUUUGCCAUUCUGACCACAUUUAACAAACUCGAAACUUCUGUUCAGCAUGUUUACUCUCGAGAAUCCACAGCCAACUUCGAGGUCGAUUCUAUCGUUCUGUCACUCAUGAACAGUAAACAUGUCAGCGCUACUACUGGCAUUUCUGCUGUUCUGAACGUCAGUCCAAUGAAAACUGACAUCAAUGCAAAGCAGCUGCAAGAUUUCCUCUUGUUCCGUGAAAUAUGGUAUCCCGCAGAGCUGCGUGGUAGCUCCAAGCCAAGUGCCUCUGUCGCCACUGCGCAAGAUCAGCAUGUAUAUGCAAUGCAACGAUAUCAAGAGAUUUCAGCUAGGGGCACGUUGCCGUGGCAUGCGAUUGUCUCAAUGCAGGAGAUCAAGCUUGCCGUGGACUUCGGGCAAGGGCUGGGCAAGUCGGUUUUCACCAUAUCAAAGCUAUGGGCAUCAUCCAAGAAGAACAACGAUUCGGAACAAAACCUUUGCAUUGGCUUCGACAGAGUUGGUAUCGACAGCAGUGGAAAAAUGAGUGGGUUCGUAGAGCUAGACAACAUGCGACUUCGUACCUCGAUCAGAUGGCCUGAAGACUCAUCACGCAGGGUUCGAGCGCCACUUGUCCAAGCCUCAAUCAGCUUCGAGCAUUUCCGGGUCAAAGCCGCAUUCGAGUAUCAACCAUUUGCGGUCGCUGAUAUUUCGUUUUUCGAGUUUUUGAUGUACAACGUGCGCCAAGGUCAAGGAUUUGACAGUGACCGCCUGGUAGGCAUCGUUGAUGGUGGGAAAGUACAAGUAUUUGUCACCACCAGUACUGCAGCACAAGCCUUCGCACUGGUUGAAGCAUUCGAGAGAUUGAUCCAGGAGAAGCAGGAGGCGUACGAAACGUCCUUACAAGAUCUGGACAAGUUCCUCCGACGCAGAUCUAACUUCCCGUCUAGUAGCUGGACAGCUCCUACACCUGAUCCACAGCUCAAGGGGCAUCCUCCACCGAAACGGACAUUUGCACUGCAUACUGACGUGGUGGUGGGCCUGAGGGAAGUCGAUAUUGGUUGUUUCCCAAAUACUUUCUUUGACGACCGACUUCUGAAGGCCGAAGCGACAGAAGUUCAAGCAAGAUUUGCAGUGGCCACAACUGACGGCAAGACUCAUAGCGGGUUGGGUAUGACGCUCGGAGAAUUGCGAGUAGCCCUCUCCAGUGUAAAUCGCACAACGACCAAGGCAUUGAGCGAAGUGUCAGUGCCCGAUGUGAUUGACCGGGCAACGUCCUCGCGUGGUGGCACCAUCGUGAAAGUACCUAGAUUGGUAUCCUCGAUGGAGACAUGGCAAGUUCCUGACUCAAACACGAUCGAGUACAUUUUCCGCAGUACAUUCGAAGGGAAGGUGGACGUCGGUUGGAACUAUGCACGCAUCAGUUUCAUUAGGGACAUGUGGCAAACUCAUUCGCGAGCACUGGCUCAAAGACUCGGAAAACCACUCCCACCCUCAGCCAUCAAGGUUACGGCCGAGCCACAAGGCGAUGGCGAAGGCGGGCAGGAAAAGAUCACGGCUGUGGUGAAUGUGCCUCAAUCGAAAUUCACAUAUGUUGCGCUGGAGCCUCCGAUUAUUGAUACACCACAACUCAGGGACAUGGGUGAAGCCACUCCACCUCUUGAAUGGAUUGGGCUGCAUAGGGACAGAUUACCUGAGGCAACACAUAGUAUUGCCAUUGUAUCGCUCUCAGAAAUUGCACGGGAGGUGGAGGAUGCGUAUGCGAGGAUCUUGGGCGCAAGUUGA
Messenger RNA from Exophiala spinifera, 9717 nucleotides. RefSeq lists its product as uncharacterized. The coding region runs from base 1 to 9717 and encodes 3238 amino acids. Gene Ontology annotation, biological process: fermentation. The record is from RefSeq and is a predicted model, not a curated record. The transcript is spliced from 2 exons. NCBI's taxonomy places the organism in Eukaryota, Fungi, Ascomycota, Eurotiomycetes, Chaetothyriales, Herpotrichiellaceae. Gene Ontology annotation, cellular component: membrane.